CUUCCAACAGGUGUUAAUUGUUGACAACCUGACAGCUGCCGCGGCCCGAGGGAAGAGGAAAGAGGAGGAAAAAUAAUAAUAAUAAUAAGAAGAAGAAGAAGGAGGAGUAGGGAGGAAGGCCAGAGCUCGCAGGCUACAGUGAGAGGUCUACAGGCUGGGAUUUCAUGACCUGACCAGAGCCUCAAAACCCUGCAAAAGGAGAGGAAGGAGGGUCAGGUCAGGUCAGGGCAGAAGACGUGUGUGUGACUUUUCAACACCGUCGGCACACAGGUCACAGGUGGAGGAAGCAGAGGAAGAGGAGGAGAAGGAGGAGGAGGAGGAAGAACAACAGUGUGGCGUGAGGAAAGAUAAAUAGUGUGAUGCCAUUGAAAAUCAGUGUAUGAGCACGCACAAGUGAGGAGGGGGACCUACGAACCGGUACACGUCAAACAAAGAAGAAGCAGGAGGUGCAGAGAAGAGGUGGUGAAGGUGAAGUCAUCCCAUCACAAGGGCCAGGACAGCCGCCGCCAUGGCCACCAAGAACCUGACGCACAUCUUCAUGAUCAUGCGGGACAAGGCCAUCCAGAGGAGGAACAUGUACAAGAGAGUCGAGGCCUACUCCGACCAGGACUCUCUGGUGCACAGUGAGGAGCUGGAAAAUGGCGUGAGUGGGCCGGGGGACUCGCACCUCCCGGACUGGGCGGGCAUGGUGGAGGAGGUGCAGUACAACAUCCUCACGCUGCGGGAGAAGACCAAGCGGCUGGCGGCCCUGCAGAGCAACCUGGUGCGGCGGCCCUCCCUGGACGACAACACGGAGGAGGAGCGGCAGCUGGCGGCGCACAACAAUGAGAUCAGGAGGACCCUAGAGAGGUGCCAGAUGCUCAUGAUUCAAAUCAAGCACAGCGGCGGGCGAGGGCGGGAGGCGACGCUCAACAAGAAUGUGGUGCGCGCCAUGGGGUUCGCGCUGCAGGAGGUGAAGAAUGAGUUCAUGACCUCCUGCUCCGCCUUCACCACAUCCAUGAACAACUUUAAGAAGAGCAGUUCCUUUGUGCACGAGGGCGGCGGCGACUACGACAGCGACUAUGGGACCUUUGAGGGUGGCGUCGGUGGUGGCUCCAGCAUGUCCAGCCAGAGCCAGGCGUGGACACAGGAGCAGAUGUUGUUCCUGGAGGACAACACACAGAUGGUGCAGGAGAACGACCGGGCGGUGCAGCACAUCCUCCAGUCCACGGUGCAGCUCAACCAGCUCUUCAAGGAUGUGGCGCACCUGGUGUCAGAGCAGGGCACCAUUCUCGACCGCAUCGACUUCAACGUGGAGCACUCGGCCAUCAAGGUGGAGGAGGGGGCGCGGCAGCUCAAGAGGGCGGACCACUACCACCGCAAGAAUAGGAACAUAAAGUGCAUCCUCGGGCUUGGGGCCACCAUCAUCAUCCUCAUCUUCCUCCUCGUCAUCGUCAAAAUGUAGUAGGGAAAGGAGGAGAAGGAGGAGUGUGUGAGUGUGUGUGUGGAAGAAGAGGAGGAGGAGGAGGAAGAGGACUGUGUGUAUGUGCAGAAGAAGAGGAGGAGGAGGAGGAGGAGGAGUUGUGUGUCUAUGUAUGUGAAGAAGAGAAGAAGGAGGAAGAAGAAGGAGAAAAAGAGGAAUAGGAGGAGGAGGAGAUAUGUGUAAAUAUAUCAUAAUUAUCACAUUCUUCCUCCUUAUCAUAUUAAUAAAGGAAGGAGGAGGAGGGGAAAGAGGAAGAAGAGGAGGAGGAGGAGGAGGAGGAGAAAAAGUGUAUGUGUGUGUGUGUGUGUGUAUACUGUAUAGCCAUGCAAAUAUAUCAUCUUCCUCAUAAUCCUCCUCACUAUAAGAAACAGUAUAUCAAGGCAUUAGAGGAGGAGGAGUGUCAGUAUGUAUCAUGCUUCUACUAUUGCUAUACAUCACAUAAUAAUCUGCGCUGGUGUCCACAGGGUAAAGGCGACCCCACCCUGACCUUGAGGGGUUUUUUUUACGUCAAAGAAAACGGUUCAAGGGCAAUGAAAAGAGUGCAAAAAAUAUAUAAAAAGCCUGCUACUCGCCGCUCCCAUAAAAGACAAAAGUAAAGAGUAGCUGAAAGGGAGGUUAACCUAUUUGAGUAUGUGUUUUUGUCUGCAAGGGAGAGAGUUAGACAGGUGUUUUUUCUUAUCCAGGAGACAUACCAAAGAC
Molecule: messenger RNA, 2161 nt
Organism: Eriocheir sinensis (Chinese mitten crab)
Lineage: Eukaryota; Metazoa; Arthropoda; Malacostraca; Decapoda; Varunidae
Gene: Syx16
Product: syntaxin-16-like
Exons: 6
Coding region: 509-1444 (311 amino acids)
Biological process (GO): vesicle fusion; vesicle-mediated transport; intracellular protein transport
Cellular component (GO): membrane; SNARE complex; endomembrane system
Molecular function (GO): SNARE binding; SNAP receptor activity
Source: RefSeq, a predicted model, not a curated record